AUGGUGCGCUUAGAGACAUCAAAUGAGUACGAACAAAUAGAAGCGAGUGUGGAUUGGUUGGCGUCUGAUAUCGAUCAGUCAGAAGUGGAAUCUGUAUGGACAAUACCAACUGACGAAGCUGAAGAUAUUGAUUAUUUCUAUUUUAAAAUUCAAAAGUGUUCCAAUCCUGUAUUUUGUCCGAUCAAACAACUACAAGGAACGUGGGAAUUGGAUUUUGCAUCUGAUGGAAUUCAUAAAAGGGGAUCAAAGAAAAAAGUUUCGAUUGAGGAGGCCUUGAUCCAUCGGCGUCGUUGUCUAUUCUGUCACAAACACAAAUACUUUUUUAGUAGAGGUAGUUGCGAUGCACAUUCUUGGAAGAUUUUAGGACGCAAUCUACAAGCACCUUGCAUCGGAUUAGAGGAAUGUCCAGUUUAUAAAGAGGAUAAUUUUUCACAGAGAUCGUUAAGUAAUAAUCGUGCGCGUUAUACCUGUUCUUGUUUCUUAGCAGAGGGUGGACAUUUUAUUGAACGCAAGGGAAGAGGGAAUAAAAAAAUCAAAUGCUUUGAUCAACACAAAAAUGAAUCUUCUAAAUUCUUGGAGCUUAUUGGACGAUGGAUACAAAGCAUGGCAACGUUUCCUAAUGAUGAUAUUAAAAACGUACUUCUGAAAGAAUUAUCAAAAACGCUUAUUACUUUUUUUGAGAAAAAAUUGAAAAUUGAAAAAUGA
This is a messenger RNA of Ambispora gerdemannii, 705 nucleotides long. Lineage: Eukaryota; Fungi; Glomeromycota; Glomeromycetes; Archaeosporales; Ambisporaceae. The record is from the annotation of a GenBank genome assembly.